AUGCUGACUUACAAUCUCCAUCGUCCUCCAUCCUCUUUUGUCCUCAUUCUUCAUUUUCGUCUCCCCUUCCUACGACAGAUUACUAUCAAUAUGGAGGUUCUACUAGGUAUCACCGGCAAGGACUUCGUCAUCCUGGCGGCUUCCAAAGCCGCUAUGAGAGGGCCGACUAUUCUCAAAGCAGAAGAUGACAAGACACGGCAAUUGAGCCAGCACACUCUUAUGGCUUUUUCAGGAGAGGCAGGAGAUACAGUGCAAUUCGCCGAAUACAUUCAAGCUAAUGUUGCGCUAUACACUAUGAGGAACGACACUGAAUUGCGUCCGAAUGCCGUUGCCAACUUCGUCAGAGGAGAAUUGGCUCGCAGUUUGAGAUCGCGGAAUCCCUACACGGUCAACCUCCUGCUGGGCGGAGUGGACUCCAUCACACAGGAACCUCACCUGUAUUGGAUUGACUACUUGUCUGCGCUUGCCCGAGUACCCUAUGCCGCACACGGUUAUGCUCAGUACUACUGCCUAUCGAUCCUCGACAAACACCAUCAUCCCGAUAUCUCCCUCGAACAGGGAAUGAACCUUUUACAGAUGUGCACAGACGAGCUCAAGCGCAGACUACCAAUCGAUUACAAGGGCGUUCUUGUAAAGGUCGUGACCAAGGAUGGUGUCAAGGAAGUAGAGGUCGAUAAUGAUAGAAUAGUCAAGAGUGCUUAA
Aspergillus lentulus is the source of this 702-nucleotide messenger RNA. RefSeq names its product proteasome core particle subunit beta 4 (gene pre1). Lineage: Eukaryota; Fungi; Ascomycota; Eurotiomycetes; Eurotiales; Aspergillaceae. The record is from RefSeq and is a predicted model, not a curated record. Gene Ontology annotation, biological process: proteasomal protein catabolic process. Gene Ontology annotation, cellular component: proteasome core complex; cytoplasm; nucleus.